AUCAUUUUAUACGGAAUUUCAUUCAUGCCAUGAAACAUAAUUCAUACGGGUUGGUAAUUACUUAUUUCAAUUUUUUUUUUAUUUACCAAAUACUUCAUUAGGUAUGCAAACAUAAAACUAACAAUGGACUAAGGUUACAGACAAAAAUAACUAACGUCUAAAUAAAAAAAUAAAAAAAGUGUUUAUAAAAAUGUGGAAUCCAAAUUCGUUGGAAAAUAGACAAAUGGAGAAGAGAAUUGUGGUGGGAAGAGUCAGACCCACGUGGGCUCGGAACCUUCCAGAAGCAAGAGACGAUGAUGAAAAGAGCGAGGAAGUUGGCGUAAUGCCUCACAGUGACCCCCCAUCGCCCACAGAGACCUGGGAUCAGGCGAAACAGGAAGAGAAUUAUAAUGUAUUUGGAAAGGUGAUGCUACUCGGCGACAGCGGAGUCGGAAAGACGUGCAUGCUCGUUCGCUUCCGGGACGGAACUUUUCUCGCCGGCAAUUACAUUUCCACCGUUGGAAUCGAUUUCCGGAACAAGGUAGUGUCGGUGGACGGCAUCAAGGUAAAGCUUCAGAUAUGGGACACGGCGGGACAAGAGCGCUUUCGCAGCGUCACGCACGCUUAUUACAGAGAUGCACAUGCUCUUCUGCUUUUGUAUGACGUUACUAACAAGACAAGCUUCGAUAACAUCCGGGCAUGGCUUGGUGAGAUCCGGGAAUACGCACAAGACGACGUGGUCAUCAUGCUUCUAGGAAACAAGUCGGACAGCGGGCUAGAAAGGGCAGUACGGCGGGAGGAGGGGCAGCGGUUAGCGAGAGAGUACCAAGUCGCCUUUAUGGAGACUUCUGCGAAAACCGGCCUGAACGUUGAAGCCGCUUUUGCUCACGUUGCGCGCGCUUUGGUCGCGAAAGCGAAUCCCGUCGACCCCUCCAGGCUAGCGGUGCGCGCGCAACCGUCACAAGAGCAACGGUCCUCGUGUCCGCCAUGCUCGUAGAUUUCGCGCGCGUUUUUCGAAUUCCGAAAGCGGUUGUUCGUGGACCAAAUUUAACGGUCUUUAUGACGCGUGUUUAUAAAUGAAUCGGCUCAUAAUAGAAAUUCGUAUCAAUGAAACGCAUAAUUUGGUUAUUAUUGAUGCUAUUAAAAUGUAUAUUGCAUGUAUUAUGUACAAUGUUUUUACAAUAAGGCUGAAUAUUUUCAUUAGUUUCGAUAGUUUUUUUUUUUAUGACUGUACUGUAUCUAAUAUUAUUUAUUUCUCCUUAAUUUUUUCUGUAAA
Melitaea cinxia (Glanville fritillary) is the source of this 1255-nucleotide messenger RNA. RefSeq names its product ras-related protein Rab-37-like. The record is from RefSeq and is a predicted model, not a curated record. Gene Ontology annotation, biological process: protein localization to plasma membrane; protein secretion; regulation of exocytosis. Gene Ontology annotation, molecular function: GTP binding; GTPase activity. The transcript has 5 exons. Gene Ontology annotation, cellular component: endosome; plasma membrane; dendritic spine. The coding region runs from base 191 to 976 and encodes 261 amino acids. Lineage: Eukaryota; Metazoa; Arthropoda; Insecta; Lepidoptera; Nymphalidae.